AUGACAUAUGCUGCCAAUUUUGCUGGAAGUGAUGAGCAUUCUGGGGCCUGGGAGAAUGGAGAAGAAAGGCAACCAAAGAAGAACCAGCAAAACCCAUUCCUUCGCAAUAGAAUCGAAGAUGAGGGGGAAAAAAUCAAAAACGAACUGGAAAAGAAAAACCCAACGAACCUUAUAAAGAAACUCCUAGCCAGAGGCAAUAAUAACCAAGGAAACAAAGAGAUAGAGAAGCGAUUCGAUUAA
Dovyalis caffra is the source of this 240-nucleotide messenger RNA. The record is from the annotation of a GenBank genome assembly. Lineage: Eukaryota; Viridiplantae; Streptophyta; Magnoliopsida; Malpighiales; Salicaceae.